Molecule: messenger RNA, 2531 nt
Organism: Maniola jurtina (meadow brown)
Lineage: Eukaryota; Metazoa; Arthropoda; Insecta; Lepidoptera; Nymphalidae
Gene: Naprt
Product: nicotinate phosphoribosyltransferase
Exons: 11
Coding region: 224-2023 (599 amino acids)
Biological process (GO): NAD+ biosynthetic process
Molecular function (GO): nicotinate phosphoribosyltransferase activity
Source: RefSeq, a predicted model, not a curated record
UUGAAUUCGUCCAUUGACCUUUUUAAUGACCUCAAGGUUGAACAGUCAAUAGAAAAUUAAAUGCGCAUGCGUAAGUAAAAUAAAUUCCUCCAAGUGUUUGGCGCGCUGAUAAUACGAGGUUGCUUGAUCACGAUGAAAUUAUAUCUCUCAUUAGUCGCUCGUCAGUUAUCGUUCAUUUCUCACGUUAGCUACCAUUUCGGUACGUUGCCGAUUUCGUUUUGAGAUGUCUUGUGAUCAUCUGUUAAACAAUAAAGAAAUGGCUCGGCAGAAUGGUAUUGUCCAACCUUUGCUUACAGAUUUAUAUCAAAUAACCAUGGCCUAUGCAUAUUGGAAAUCAGGGAAAGUUGCUGAUACAGCUGUCUUUGAUUUAUUUUUUCGAACAAAUCCAUUCCAAGGAGAGUUCACUAUUUUUGCUGGACUUGAAGAAUGUCUCAAGUUUUUGGAAAAUUUUCACUAUUCUGACAGUGAUAUUGAAUACCUAGUUCAAACUUUGCCUGCCAAUAUUGAACCAGAAUUUUUUGAAUACCUGAAAGACUUGACUUGUAAGGAUAUCAAAUUAAGUGCUAUUGAGGAAGGUUCUGUGGCUUUUCCGAGAGUUCCGCUGUUGAGAGUUGAAGGCCCGCUCAUAAUUGCGCAAAUACUGGAGACGACCUUAUUGACUCUAGUUAACUUCGCAAGUUUGAUGGCGACAAAUGCAGCUCGAUAUAGAAUGGUAGCGGGAAAGAACAUAUCUUUACUUGAGUUUGGAUUGAGAAGAGCGCAAGGCCCAGACGGUGGUCUCUCCGCAUCGAAGUAUGCUUAUAUUGGAGGAUUCGACGGGACGAGCAAUGUGCUGGCCGGGAAGAUGUUCGACAUACCCGUCAAAGGGACGCACGCACACUCGUUCGUGACGUCAUUCAGCACGCUCGACGACCUCCAUUCAGUCAUACUCCGACACGCAGAGACACAAAAACAAUGCAACCUCGUGGAACUGGCCGUAGAGUGGCGCCGGCGCCUCUCGGCCGUCAUUGACGUGUCGCCGGAAGAGGCGAGCGACGGCGAGCUGGCCGCCCUGAUAUCCUACGCGCAAGCCUUCCCCUCGGGGUUCUUAGCGCUAGUCGACACGUACGAUGUGAAGAGGUAUAACUUUCAAGGCUUACCGUCACGCCACCGCCAGCAUACGAAUGGGCAUUCCGGCUACAAUAGCAACUGUGGAUCCAAUGGUCGUAGAGUUCGAAACUCGACUAUACGUAGUACGUGUGGAUAUAGCACGGUCGAACGCACACUGAGGAGUGGUCUAUUGAACUUUUGCGCGGUAGCCCUUGCGUUGAACGACUGUGGAUACAAAGCGGUGGGGAUCCGAAUAGACAGUGGUGACCUGGCGUACUUGUCCGUCCUAGCUCGAGACACCUUCCACCAGGUCGCGGAGCAGUUCCAACUGCCCUGGUUCACCAACCUGACCAUUGUCGCCUCCAAUGAUAUCAACGAAGAGACCAUACUAAGUUUACACGAACAAGGCCAUGCUAUUGACUGCUUUGGAAUUGGAACUCAUUUGGUGACUUGCCAACGCCAACCAGCUUUAGGAUGUGUAUAUAAACUUGUGGAAAUCAACGGACAGCCCCGGAUUAAGCUGAGUCAGGAUGUCGGCAAAGUCACAAUUCCUGGCCAUAAAGAGGCGUACAGAUUGUUCGGUGCGGAUGGGCACGCGCUGAUCGAUCUGCUCCAACGUUCGUUGGAACCUGCACCAGAGGUGGGGCAGAAGGUCCUGUGCCGCCAUCCUUUCCAGGAGUCCAAGCGGGCUUACGUCAUACCCAGCAAAGUGGAACAUCUUUAUAAGGUAUACUGGAAGGAUGGUCGAAUUUGUAUUCGUCCUAAGCCAUUAGUGGAGGUCCGGGAGAGAGUGCAGUCAUCGCUGCGUACUCUGCGACAGGAUAUUAAGAGAAACCUGAACCCCACUCCAUACAAGGUGGCCGUCAGCGAUGAUUUAUACACCUUUAUUCAUGAGUUGUGGCUACAAAACGCGCCUAUUGGUGAACUAUCAUGAAAAUCGUAAACAAAUGUUCCCGGCAAUAAAUUGAUAGUGCAUUCACUUUCUAAGCCAUAUCCUAUGGGAGUUAAAACAGGCUUAAUCCAGGAAUAUAAAUUAUAUUAAAUGCGUAAUACACGUACGUAAUUUAAUCAUGUUAUUAGGUCUUAGCGUUCUUGGUUCAAUUUAAUUUCGUUCUUGCUACUAGUGAUGUAACGAGUACUAACUGAACGAUCGAAAUUCGACUACGUUUUAUGUCAUAUUAAAAUAACAUGUUUUUCAAGUUUUAUUUAGUUAAUAAUAAUUAAUUAUAUUUAGUAGGUGCUCAUUGUAUCACAAGUUUCAAAAUUUUAUUACUGUACAAUAUGUUUCAAAUAAGUAUAAUAUCAUGAAAUCCUUCUACAAGUUUUGUAUUGAAACUAGAUUUUAGCUUUACCUAUAAAAUUAUUCUAAAAGCAUUAUUGUUACAAAAAAAAUCUUGAUUCAUCAAAAACAUCAUAUAGAAUAGUGUGUAACUUGGGGCCCA